Anolis sagrei ordinatus is the source of this 2283-nucleotide messenger RNA. The record is from RefSeq and is a predicted model, not a curated record. Lineage: Eukaryota; Metazoa; Chordata; Lepidosauria; Squamata; Anolidae.
GUCUCUCUGUCUGUGUCUCUGCCGCUGGGGCCAAAGAGGCGAGAGGAGGCAUUGGAGCCUUUCCAGGGCCGGGGUCCCGGGAGGGAGGGGCUUCCCCGGACAGCAUGGCCCCGCCCAGACCCCCUGGGCCCCCCUCCACCUGCCUACCCCUCCUCCUCCUCCUCCUCCUCCUGCUCUACCUGGGCGGACAGGUUGCCGAAGCCGUGGGCACCUUUGAGCUCCAGAUCCGGUUCAUGCGCAACGAGAGGGGCACCCUGGCGGACGGGCGCUGCUGCCGCGGAGGCCUGGAGCCGCCCUGCCCCGAGGACGAUCCGUGCCGGACUUUCUUCCGCGUUUGCCUGAAGGAGUACCAGUUGCGGGUGCAGCCGGGGGGACCCUGCGUCCUGGGCGCCGCCGCCACACCCCUCCUCGGGGGCAACGCCUUCUCUGCCGGACACCCCAAGCACCCCGACCACAGCCACCGAGUGGUCAUGCCCUUCGACUUCGCCUGGCCGCGUUCGUACUCUUUGAUUCUGGAGGCUUGGGAUGCUGUCAAUGAAUCUGAUGUCAACACUCCAGGAGCCGGUCAGUUGGUGGAACGGGUGACUCGAUCAGGGAUGCUGAACCCGAGCGAGGGUUGGCAAGACCUUCGGCACCACGGCCGGGGCGUCUUGCUGGACUUCCGGUUGCGUGUGCGCUGCCAGGAGCACUAUUACGGCCCGGCGUGCAACCUCUUGUGCCGGCCCCGUGAUGACUUCUUCGGGCACCAUGGCUGCGACGCCGCGGGCAACAAGGUCUGUCUGGAUGGAUGGACGGGAGACGAGUGUAAACAAGCGGUGUGUCGCCAAGGGUGUCACGGGUUUUGUGAGGAACCUGGUGAGUGCAGCUGCCAUUAUGGCUGGAGGGGAACCCUCUGCGAUGAAUGCAUCCCCUUCCCGGGUUGCGUCCACGGGAGCUGCACCGAGCCGUGGAAGUGCGACUGCGAGACCAACUGGGGAGGACUUCUGUGUGACAAGGAUCUGAACUAUUGUGGGUCGCAUUCCCCUUGCCAAAACGGAGGCACCUGUGCCAACAAGGAGCCCAACGAGUACGAGUGCCUCUGCCUGGAGGGUUUCGGCGGCCGGAACUGUGAGAACGCUCUCCUAUCCUUGGGAAAAGAAUCGACUUGCGCUCUGGAGCUUUGUGCCAAUGGGGGAACGUGCCUCCGAAGCGCAUCCGGAUGGCGAUGCGCCUGCCUCCCGGGAUGGAGCGGAGAGAAGUGCCAGGAUGCAGUGAUGACGUGCCUCUCAAAGCCCUGCAGCCAUGGAGGGAGUUGCCAGGACCAUCUAGAUGGAUUCAGGUGCCUUUGCCCAUCGCAGUGGAUGGGGAAGACCUGCCAGAUUGAUGUGAACGAAUGCCAGAAGAACCCCUGCCUACAUUCCCGGAGCUGCAAAAAUCUCAUCGGAGGCUAUUUCUGCGAUUGUCUGGACGGCUGGAAGGGACCAAACUGCAACAUCCGAGAAAACGCUUGCCAGAUCCAGUGCCGUAAUGGAGGGACUUGCCAGGUGAGAGGAGGCAAGCCCAGAUGCUCCUGCCGGAAGGGAUAUACAGGUGCUGAGUGCGAGACGCAAUUGGGAACUUGUGAAGAUAACCCCUGUUUGCAUGGAGGACAGUGCCGAGAGACGGAAAACCGGACUUUCCAGUGUAGCUGUCCUUUGGGGUUCAGUGGGUCUCGUUGUGAGAUCUCGGGGGAUCUCUGCUCCCCAAACCCGUGUCCCAAAGGGGCGAGCUGCCUGGCGGGAGAAGGCACCUAUCUCUGCUCCUGCCCUGAAGGUACCACUUGCCAGAAAUUGCAAGAAGCCUGCCUGGAUGGCGCAUGUCAAGGGGGAAGCAGCCCAAACCUUCUCUACGUGGUGCUGCCGCUGGCCUUGGUCCUGAUCUUGGCAACCCCGACGUUGGCACUAAUGGCACGGAGGCUUCGCCGAAAACCCGGAGAAGCCGCAGCCGGGCUUCAGGAACCGGCGGCCAACAACAACCUCCGUUUGGACGCUGCCGUUCAACUCAUCCGCAACGCCACCCGUGCCAAGGGCGAGGCGGGCCCGAUUGUGGACGGGGUUGCAGUCAAGGCAGGGAUGCCCGCGGGCGGGUGCCUGUCGAAGACGGACAUCUCCAACGAUGAGAGAGCCAAGCUCAACCAACUCAACCGGAGACCCUUGCUUUGACCAACGGAGAAAGAGAACUCGAGGAGGACUCGAUCUCGAGACCCCGAAACUAGAACUCCCAAAGCACCUUAUUUGGACCUUUUCUAGUAUUGUUUUUGUUAUU